This is a messenger RNA of Trichosurus vulpecula (common brushtail), 5113 nucleotides long. It is a transcript of the gene SOWAHC, whose product is annotated as sosondowah ankyrin repeat domain family member C. The coding region runs from base 337 to 2181 and encodes 614 amino acids. The record is from RefSeq and is a predicted model, not a curated record. Gene Ontology annotation, molecular function: protein binding. NCBI's taxonomy places the organism in Eukaryota, Metazoa, Chordata, Mammalia, Diprotodontia, Phalangeridae. The transcript has a single exon.
UGGGGCGGCUGCUGUUGCUUUUGCUGCUUGCUAGUAGAGGUGGUGGCCAGGCAGCCGCUGCUGGAGGCAGCUGCAGACACCGCGGCGUCUGUCUGUCCGGAGGCACCGACUGGGGCCGGCCUCACCGAGCGCUGGAGCAGAGGUUCGCGGUCUCCCAGGUCCGGCCCGCGUGUCGGGCGCCGCCGUCCAGCUCCCGCAGGAUUCGAGCCACCGCCCCCUUUUCUCCAGAAGGGUCCCCUAGCCGAACUGCCCUUCCCGCCUGCGAUGGGGCCGGGCUGAGCCGCCUCCCGCCCCGCUGUCCCUUUGCAAGGGAGAAAGGAGGAGGGGAGGAGAGGGAUGGAGGAGCUCGAGCAGGAGGCGGUGCUGCUCUUCCUCAGCCAAAGAGGGGGCCGAGCCCGCAACGCGGAGCUGGUGGAGCAUUUCAAGGGGGCCCUGGGGGGCGAGCCCGAGCAGCGAGCUCGGGCCCGGGAGCGUUUCAAGCAGCUUGUGAACGCUGUGGCCACGGUCCGAACCGACCCUGCGGACGGGACCAAGUACGUGUACCUGAAGAAGAAGUUCAGCGGCGGUGGUCCACCUCCCCCAGUGCACACGGGGGCCCCGACCCCGCAGGCCCCCGAGGGCGACGAGCCUGGGGCGGGCAGUGAGCAUCAUCCCUCACCUCCUGCCGAGCCGGCGGACUUGAGAAACGAGGAUGCUCGGAGUCCACCAACCUCCCCUGGAAAUGGGGAGCCUAACCGUGUGUUGCAGGAACAGGAGCCGCAGUUACCGCCGCAAGCAUCUCUCCAGGUAGUACCUAGCAUCUCGGUGACCGAAGCAUCCGAGCUCGAGGAGGCCCCGGGCCCUUCGGACAGCGCUAACCCGGCUACCUCUAAUGGGCCUGAGUCAGCGGAGGGAAGCGCUCCUCCCUCCACUGAGGACCACCCGCUCCCAGAGGGCACCCCUGAGGAAAGUGGACGGUCAGCGGACCAGGAAUCGCCACCCCAACUACUCUCGGGUGAAAGCAGCAGGAAUGAAUUGACGAGAUUGGCGCAGGUGCAGCCCCUGGGCGUCGGGGCGCGGAGGAAGAACUCUAGACGCAAUGUACCUCUGCUCCGGGGGCUGCCGCAGGGUUCCUGCGGUGGGGAAGAGUCAGAGCCUUUCCCAAGAAACUGGGAGGAGGGAGACAUCUGCAGCUCCCCAGGAGGAGUCAGUACCCCGAGACCUGGCCGAAAGAAUUUGCUGGACCUGAUGAUAGGCAGCUCCCCGCAGCUUAAGAGGAGCUUCUUUGUUGGGGGAAACAGCCCUGGGGGCUCUUCCGGAGGGGGCCGUGCCACCAGAGGUGGUGGAGACUCGGAUACCGCUUCCCUGGCUUCAUCUUCCACCGAGGAGGAAGGAAGCGCAGCCGGGUCGGUGGCCUUGGACCCUCUGGAGCAUGCCUGGAUGCUUUCUGCCUCGGAUGGUAAAUGGGACAGCUUGGAGGGACUGCUCACUUGCGAACCUGGGCUAUUGGCCAAGCGUGAUUUCAUCACCGGCUUCACCUGCCUUCACUGGGCCGCCAAACACGGAAAGCAGGAACUCCUGGCCAUGCUGGUCAACUUUGCCAACAAGCACCAGUUACCGGUAAACAUCAACGCCAGGACCAGCGCAGGCUAUACAGCUCUGCACCUAGCAGCAAUGCACGGACAUGUGGAGGUGGUGAAGUUGCUGGUGGGGGCCUACGAUGCAGACGUGGACAUUAGAGAUUACAGCGGGAAAAAGGCCUCUCAGUACCUGAGCCAGAGCAUAGCAGAAGAGAUCAAGAACUUGGUGGGCGCCCUGGAAGAUGAUGAUGGAGAGAGCACUUCGGAUAGUGGAGGUGGUCGCUGGAAGCUCUCUAAAGUGCUCCCUUCCCAUCUUAUCACAUAUAAACUCUCUCACGUGCUGGAGGAUGGGGGAGAUCACCACCACCAUCACCACCACCACUCCUUGACUGAUGGGUCAGCGAGCGGCAAGUCAAUGAGUCGCAAAGCAUCAGGUGGCAGCAGCAACAGCAGUAGGAUGAGACCCAGACUCAACAAAAUCCGGUUCCGAACACAGAUCAUUCACAGCACUCCCUCUCUCAGGGACCCAGAACAACCACUAUCAGAGGAAGAAAGGCCCCUUAAAAGCAGCUCCUCCACAUCCUCCUUCAAACUGAGACCGAAGUCCAAUGUAUUCGGGUAAAAAUUAAUCUUUUGGGCACAAUUUCUAGUAUGUGCCCUCUGGUAUGGGAAUUUUGGAUGUCAAACAGAAUUAGGAAUAAGUAUAGCAAGGGGGAGGGGGAAGAUUAAGGAAAAUAAACUGUGUUCUGUACUUGGGGGGAGGGGAAGGAGCGGGAAAGAGGUCAUGCAUUCCCUUUGGUAAACCCAUGUAUAAACAAACUACAGAGUUAGGUUUUUAAACCUCUGCGUAAAUGGCCGAUUCUCUACAAACACUGGCUUAUUUUGGGCGAGGUGUAUCAGUGCCAACAGAUUCCUUCCCCUUAGAAUUUUUUCUUCUUCUAGAUCUCGGGUUUUUAGGGUCUAGACAGGAACUUAAAGUGGGAAGAACUUUUUAGUGUUACUUUUUACUGUUACUGAGUUUUAUGCAUAAAUACAUCAUUUUUGAUGCAUCCGUUUAAAUAGCACUACUCCCACAGGAACAUGAUAACGCAGUUUGUAUUGAAAUUUGUAUGUGCUGCCAUGCAUUUUCUAUAAAUGUAUUUGCUGUUGGAGGUACUAUUACUACUGAAUGUAUAGUCAGAAGAAUGCAAAAGCACUGAUAAAGAAUAAUUGAGAGUGAAAAUGGGAGUCUUCAGUAGCAGUUAAACUGUUUAAAAAAACCAAUUUCAGUUUAUAGUCACUGUGAACUCAAAUGUUAAGUACAUUUAUUUUUGAGUUGUUACAGUCCAUCCUGUGGUACAUUCCAUCUAACUGUAUACAACAGCCCCGCAUUCAGGUGCAUCAUUAGUAACUUUACCCAGCAGACCUAGAACACUCGGGACCCAAUCAUGCAGUAAAUUAAUAGUUCUUUAGGCAGACCUAAGUCAAUUUAAGUAUUAAAUAUUCCUAGUCGUUACUUUUUAAGUUGGUUAAUAACCUAAGGGUCAUUUAACCAAUGGCCUUGCUUUUUUUGACCCAUGGCCUUUGGAGCGGAAAUGCUUAAAGAAACAAUGUCUGAUUUUAGAUGCUUAGCUAGCAUUGACACUAUACUAGCAUGAGCCUGUGAAGUAACUAUUAAGUUAGACUGUGAUAGACUAUUACUAUUAAAUCCCACUGAAGGUACAAUUCAUUUUUUAUUUUUACAAAUAGAACUUUCUUAUUACCUGUGCUCUGAAGUAAUGUUCUGCACAUUUUAAGAUCUUAGUCUAAACCCAUUAGCUAAUCUUACCAGCUUCCUUGAAGUUUAAUAGAUACAUAUGCUAAAGAAAGAUGUCAAUUAAAAGCCAGGUGGUGAAUCUUCCAAGUUUAAAAAUGGCACUUUCCCUUCAAGAAGUAAGAUUCAGGGCUGGUCCUACAUUUUGAAUGCUGCUGGUUGUCCAAUCCCUUUGUACAUAAACGAAAUUAAAAUAAUGCCAAUUAAAAUCCAAGACUUUAAAGUGUGGUUCCCAAUUACAUUUCCUUUAUAUGUAUAUUUUGAAUGAAUGGCUUUAUAUUUCAUUUUAAAAUCUAGCUCAAAAGCAUAUCAAGGCCUCUAUCACUAAAUUAGAAAAAAUGAUAGCUAACCCAAGCAGAUCUGCUCUUAUCAAUUCUCACAUAUAUAGCAUUUCUGGUACUCUGUUGCAAACUUCCAAGCACCUACCUACUGGAGUAGAGAUAUUGAGGGUAAGGGAACUUCCCCUAAAUUACCAGUUUAACCACUGCAUAGUAUGCACAGAGUUACUGCAUUUAGAGUUCUAUAUCUCAGCAUACAGAAAUUAGCAACAAUUUGAUGUAAUAUCUUUCAUUAGAUGAGGAAUGUUACUUGCAUAAAGACACAUAAAAAUUAUCCUUUAAAAAUGUAAGCUAUAUUCCUUGGUGCCUUUAAUUUCUUUUCGUUUGCUGUUAUAAAAACGGGGCAUAUCAAUGCUUAAAAAGCACUUUUUACUCACAGAUGGGUCAAGAGACACUCUGUAAUCUUCUGCAAGGAAAAAAUGGAUUUCUUAUGCGAAGAAAACUCACUUGCUCUUUAUCAUCUGUAUAGCUUAUAAGGAAAACAGUUAAAUGAAACUCAAAAUAUCUAAUAAUGCAGAAUAAAGUAUGGCUUCCCUGCUCCUAAUUUGCAUUAAAACUAUAGGCUAAGGGACAAGAUUUAUCUUGACUGAAAAUUUUAACCCUCUAAUUACUAAUGUAAAUGUUGGCAUAGUUUAAGCAUUCCUAUUUUGAAAUAUAAUUCAAUAACAUUUUGAUUAGAAUACAAAUAUAUCUGAAUGUACUGUUGAACAAUCAAAACACUAAACUAUUACAUAGGAGUGGUACCUAGUAGAACAGGAUAUUUUGAAGAAUUUUAUGGGUUUAACAUUCCAACACUUUGUAGAUCUAGCAAUUUGUAUAUAUUUUGCUUUUACCUUCCCCUCCCACCAAAGUAUUUGUUUUGGCUUACACAUAAAAGUAUAUUAGUAUCAUUUUCAAAAAUCAUUCCAUUUAGGAGCUACUUUAAAUCUGCCUAAUCAUAAUGUGCUUGUGUGCUAUGAAAUUUGUAGCAUAUAUUUCACUUUUUGACACUUUACAUUUCCUCUUUGUUGUUUUUUAAAAUUCCAAAUCAAAGGAAUAUGAGAUCAAAUUAUUUGUAUUCACCUGAAAUUCAUAAAGUUGUGCCUAUUCAUGGAUAUAUGUGUAUUGGACACUCUAAAAGAUGCUUAUUCAAAAACUGUGAUACAAAAAAUGAACGUGUGUGUGUCAUAGGUACACUUGAAACUAUUGAAUGUGUAUUAAUUCUGUUAACUUUUUAUGGUAUGUGUACUGCAGCUAGCCUGUAUAACUUGAAAAUUUGAUACCACUUUAUUGUGUCUUAUGCCUAAAAACUUGGGGGCCAGGAUGCCUUGUCUUUUUAUAUAUAUAUAUGUAUAGUAAAAGUUUGGGAGUCUGAGAGUUUGGUUUGUGUGUAAGGAGUUGAACUUUCGUUUUGCCAAAAUAAAAGUUACCCACUAGAAUUUUGC